Messenger RNA from Talaromyces marneffei, 1158 nucleotides. RefSeq lists its product as uncharacterized. Gene Ontology annotation, biological process: regulation of DNA-templated transcription. Gene Ontology annotation, molecular function: DNA-binding transcription factor activity. The record is from RefSeq and is a predicted model, not a curated record. The transcript has 3 exons. Bases 1 to 1158 code for a protein of 385 amino acids. Lineage: Eukaryota; Fungi; Ascomycota; Eurotiomycetes; Eurotiales; Trichocomaceae.
AUGGCUUCCCAAUCCCCCACUCCAGCAGCCUUUGGCGCAGUUCCCGAAUUUGAACAACAGCAACAACAACGACAACAAGAGCAAUCUACAUCAGGACUUCGUGCUCUAUCCGCAACAGCCUCUCUCUCGCCCGCCAGUCAAUUCUUGGGACGAGCCAGUGUCAACGUACACCAGCAGCAGAUCAAAUCCGUUCAGCAAGUGAACAGAUUGUUUCCACAGUCUACCGGGUCGUUACUUCCUCCGUCCAGCUCUUAUCGGUACAGUCCUUCGAGCCAGAAGCGUCUCGCGCACCGUCUUUACGCAGCUUCUGUGCCUUCAAAUUCUCCGCUUGCAAACCGUCCUCCGGUUCCUUUGUUUAACAGCACACAAAAUACCCCAAACUAUCAAAAAAAUCAGCACAAACAACAUCAAACACAUCUACAACAGCAUCGCAGAGUCAUGUCUUCAUCCCACAUCCCUCAAGAUUUCUCGCUAGAUCUUUUUGAUCUACCGACACAAAGCCCUCUGCUAGACGACUUGACCUCACCGACCUCGUCUAUGAUGGCAUCUCCACUCCCUGACAGUUUUGGAUAUAUGACGACGUCCUCGGUUCCUGUGCCUCCGGGCACAGUCUCGCCAAUGGACUUGAUGUCUGGUCCUCCGUCGUCAUUUUCUACUGAGCUUGGCACUCCACAAUCCGCAUUCGACUCGCCUGCAGACUUGUCCUUCGGUCAAUUUACAUCACCCGUGUAUGUGGCUGACGGCGAUCUGCCGGCCGAUUCCAAUGACUGGAGUUCGCUUUUCCCAGAUAGCCAUAUUUCUGGUGAAGACUUCGACAUGACACUCGCCACGUUUGCGCAGGAGAAGUCGGGCAAACCCCGUCCUUCUACCGCUAGCAUGUCGGCUGCCUCCCCGGAGUCUUAUACAGAUGGAGAUACUUCGUCCCCCAAGGCGAAAAACAAGCGCAAUCUCCCUGAACCAAAGUUUGAUCCGGCUGACCCGGUCGCCGUCAAGCGUGCCCGAAAUACAAUGGCUGCACGUAAAUCACGACGACGCAAACUAGAGAAGCAGGAGCAGAUGGAAGAUCGGAUCCGAGAGCUCGAGGCAAUGCUAGCCAAGUCCGAAAAGGAUGUACAGUACUGGAAGGCCAUGGCGCAAACCUCGAUGACCGAUGCUUGA